Messenger RNA from Diospyros lotus (date-plum), 3381 nucleotides. Its product is annotated as pentatricopeptide repeat-containing protein At1g50270. Gene Ontology annotation, biological process: RNA modification. The transcript has 3 exons. The record is from RefSeq and is a predicted model, not a curated record. Bases 38 to 1891 code for a protein of 617 amino acids. NCBI's taxonomy places the organism in Eukaryota, Viridiplantae, Streptophyta, Magnoliopsida, Ericales, Ebenaceae. Gene Ontology annotation, molecular function: RNA binding; protein binding.
AAUUAGCCCUGACAUUUAAACCUCCGUCGCGCGGGAAAUGCCGGCAACGUCGAGCGUCGAGCCAGAGGAAGCCAAUCUGCGCAACGCACUGCUUUCUCUACUGUCGUCCCGUAGACUCCAAACCUCGCCGGCGAGGGAGCUGAAGUAUAUCAGGCGAAUUCACGCCGUCAUCAUCACCUGUGGCCUCUCGGAAGACAGCUUCUUACUGAGCAGCCUCCUCCACCAUGCCCUCCCCGCCAUUGCCGCUGAUCUUGCUUACGUUUUCUCCCUCUUUGGCCACGCCAAAGCACCCAAUAUCCGCCUAUGCAAUGCGAUUAUCAAGGCGUUAUCAAGAUGUCCAGAGCCCCGGAUGGCACUCGCUUGUUUCGCCAGGAUGCGCCGCGAAGGUGUACCUCCUGACAAGCACACCUUUCCUUCGCUUCUCAAGGCCCUGUCGAUGUGUCGAAACCAGAACCCGUUUCAGUUUUGUGCUCAGAUCUUGAAGUGUGGAUUGGUUUCUGAUCGUUUUGUGCAGAACUCGUUGGUGUCUGCUUUAGCGAAUUGCGGGCGGGUUGACGUUGCACGCCAGGUGUUCGAUGAAAUGGGGACAAAAGACGUGAUUUCUUGGACGGCUCUGAUUGAUGGGUAUGUUAGAAGCGGUUUCCCUGUGGAAGCGUUGAAGUGUUUUGCGGAGAUGAAAUCAACGAGUGUAACGGUUGAUGAAAUGACUAUUUCUUGUGUUCUCCGUGCUGCUGGAAUGAUGGGAACUGUUUGGUUUGGGAGGUGGGUUCAUGGAUUCUAUGUAGCAUCAGGCCGAGUCCAUUGGGAUGCCCAUGUGGGUAGUGCUCUUGUAGAUAUGUAUUCUACGUGUGGAUAUUGUGACGAUGCUCAGAAAGUGUUUGAGGAAACCCCGUGUAAAAAUGUUGUUUGUUGGACCGCUCUCAUAACCGGUUAUGUGCAAUGUAAUAGGCUUAGAGAUGCACUAAUUGUUUUUGAAAACAUGCUUGUAGAAAAAAGACAACCCAAUCAACUUACUUUAACGAUCGUUCUCAGUGCUUGUGCUCAACUAGGGGCAUUGGCUCAUGGGAAGUGGGCUCAUAAAUACAUAAUUGGAAAUGGCUUGGAAGUGAAUUCAAGACUCGGUACGGCUCUGAUAGAUAUGUAUGCAAAAUGUGGGUGUAUUCAUGAGGCUUUCUUGGUUUUUGAGAAGCUGCCUGUCAAAGAUUUGCAUCCCUGGACUGCCAUGAUAAAUGGAUUUGCAAUUCACGGGAAUGCCCUGAACUCCUUGAGUCUCUUCUCUAAUAUGUUACACUCUGGGGUUAGACCCAAUGAAGUUACUUUACUUGGCGUUCUUAGUGCUUGCUCUCAUGGAGGUCUUGUUGAAGAGGGGCGCGAACUAUUUGGGUCCAUGUACUCUGUUCAUAAUUUAGAGCCUAGAGUCAAUCACUAUGGUUGUAUGGUUGACCUCCUAGGGAGGGCAGGAUAUUUGGAGGAAGCAAUGAAGCUAAUCGAGGCCAUGCCUAUGGAACCCACUCCCGGUGUAUGGGGCGCUCUGUUUAAUGCCUGCAUGAUUCAGAAAGCUUAUGAAUUAGGUGCACAGGUAGGCGAACGUCUAAUCAAGCUACAACCACAUCAUAGUGGCAGAUAUGCGCUUCUGGCAAAUUUAUACUCAAAUUGUCAAAAUUGGGAAGCAGCGGCCCAUGUAAGGAAACUCAUGAAAUGGAAGGGAGUGGAAAAGGCACCAGGAUGUAGCUGGUUGGAAUUAAAUGGUUUAGUUCGUGAGUUCAUUGCCUUUGGUAAUUCAAAUGUUGAAUCAAAGGAUAUAUAUUUAGUCUUGGAUAGCAUGGUGAUCCAGUCAGAACUUUGUUGUUGUAUUGAAGACACUGACCUAUUGAUGUUUAAUGUUGACUGAAGCGGGGAUAACAAAUCGUACAAGCCCUGAGAUCUUUCACUUCCAGGAGAAGUGAGUUCUGGACUUACUGUUCAGUCAACGAGACUUCACCUUCUUUAAUGCAAUGUUUUAAUUCCUUCUAUUCAACUACUUUGACCAUUCUCAAACACCUCAUAACAUUUUCAGGGCGCUUGAAGAUUUGGCAUUUAUGUAAGAUUUCUCGCGUACUGCCCUUUCAAUGGGUUUUGAAGAUAAAAUCCUUUACUUUAUUGUUGGUCCAUUACUAGACUUAGGAUGAUGCUCAAAUGUUUCUUGUACUAAAUCAUGAUGUUGCAGCUCCCCGGUAUCUUUCUUAAUACAAUUCUCUACCCGUCGUCAACAAAAUGAAGGUACAUCCGCCUUUUGAAAGAACCAAUGCUGCCUACUUUUGAAACAAUUAAUGUUGGCUACCUUCUGUUGUAAUAACAGGAUUCAACUACAAGCCAAUUCCGUCAUCUCCCAUCUGCUGAGCUCUCUAUAUUUCUAGAAGUACAGCUAAAAGAAACUGUGUAAUGGUGAGGAAACACACAUCAGGCCUCGUGGUGGGGUAUGCUCUUUUGGCAUCCCGGCUUCUGCCUAAAAGUGCCAAAAGCUCCAUCUCGCCCGCCUACUCUUCUCCUUUUCCGGCACGGCAAAGCGCGGCCAAAAGGUAACCCCAGGUCCCUCUCAACUUUGUAGUAGUUAGCAAUAGUUUUCAGGAUCAGCAAGCAUUCAUGGUAGUUGUAUAAUUAGGUUCAAUAAUCUACACAAAGCUGGCCCACACUUUGUGAAAGUUUGAAAGAGUAUGGUCAUCCAUAAAAAUAAGGGUUAUGCUAUACGAACAAAUUGGUGGACAAUUCUCACUGUAAAUUACAAAUUUAUUUUUUUUUCCCUCUAAAUUUGCUACCCUACUUCCUUUGCUUCUUCCUUAUACUCUCUCUCUUUCUCCACCGUUGUUCGCCGCCAUGGCUGUUCUCACCGCCGUUGUAGUCGCCGCCGCAACUGCUUUCGCCAUGGAUGCAGCCACCUUUGCCGCCGUCUUUCUCCAUGGACGCAGUCGUCUCCGCCGUUGUUCACCUCCCCCAUUCUAGUUGCUAUUGACACCUCCAUCUCCUCUCUCUCCCUUUCCCCCUCUCUCUUUUCUCGUUCUUGGCACUAUUAGCCUCCAAUGCAGCCUCAGUCAUUGUCGUUCAUCGUUGCUGACGCCUCCAUGCCCUCUUUUUCUCUUUUUGUGGGUCUUCUUAUUUUCGUCAGCAACUUCUCUCCGUCCUCUGGAGAUGUAUAUUUAUUGAAAAUGUAUAUUUUAUCUAAAUAUAAAAUUUACAUAUAUAUAAAUAUACAUAAAUAUGUUUUUAAAUACAACUAUAAACUAUAAACAUAUUAUACAAAAUUAUGUAAAUUAAAUUAACUCAUUUUGUAACUUUUAAAAUUUUUAGCUUGUAACAUGUUAAGGGUUGGUUUGCUAUUUUUAAAAAAUCAUUUUGUAGUUUUAU